ACAAAAAAAAGGAGAGCAUAAUUGGAUUAGCAGCUGUCAAAAAUAUGGAGCAGGAUUAGGGGUAAAAGGGAGAUAUGAGGGGAGACAAAUGAAUUGGAAGUUGGAUAAAGCAGAAGUCAUUUGAAGAUAAGUUGAAAUUAAAACUAAAAUUUGAUAGUUGUAGCGGUGCAUUUAUUAAAAAUCGAUCUAAAUUUGAAUUCGCUUGCACUAAGCAACUAAAGGUAUGAUGGCAUUAUAUUGAUUAUACGAUUAUUAUUAAUGAUUAAAUUCUAAAAUAGAUCCCAAGUUAACCACGUUGAGACAGACCUCUAUAAUUCCGAUUGUGAUUCCGUUUGAUCACCAAAAUCUUUGAAGCUGCAUUGAAUGUUGCUGAAAAAGAGGUGUUUCAUUGAUCGGAGACGGAGAGAUUUGUCCUUAACAAAUCUUCAAAGAUUUUGAGGUUGGAUUUAACGUGUAGCAACAUCUCCAGAUAAUGGAUCUGGAAAUUCAUUGCAUGAUGUGUGACAGGCCGGACAAUGCCAAUGACCUUGUCCAAUGCGAUAAAUGCGACGGAUACGUGCAUUUCACAUGCGGCGAUGUUAGCGACUCGAUUGCCGAUACAAAUCGGAGUUUCACCUGCCAGAGGUGCAUCGAGAAACUGGAGGCCAUUACCGUUUCAUCACACCAGUCCAGUAGACGAUCCAGCUCGGCUACCCGCAGUAGCAUGAGCACCGCCCGUUUGACGCUGCGCUUGCAACAGCUGGAAUCAGAACGGCAAACCCGGCUGCAGGAGUUAGAAGAUGCUGAAAAGUUUCAGCGUUUACGUAGGCAGAUAGAGGCUGACUUCGAGAAGCAGAAGCUCGAAACACUCGAAGCCCAGCUUCAGGCAGAGGAGGAAAACCGUAGUGUUAGGAGCAGAGUAAGCUCCAGGAUCGACCGAGAAAACACUAGUAAGUGGAUUGGAACAACCAGGCAGUCGGUGGGCCCAGAAGCCACCUUGGCCACCGUUUCAGUAUCCAAUCCUGUUCCUGACGACGAUCAAACCCGUGACCAAGGAGAAUUCCAGCUUCAAGCGUCGGAGAGCGGUGUCAAACCUGAUAAAUCGACCCAACCAACUGGGGUUUCUACCGGAAUACCAAGUGCCGAGGACAGAGCUGUUCCACAUUGAGUCGUCGUUCAGCCAGAAGAUUUCCAGUCCCACUCUUCCGUACAGCACAACCCAGCGGUCUUCGAAACAACGUGCAACGUAGUGAUCCAGAACGAAAACCCAUCAAGGCCAGUCUCCACGGUAGCGAGCAAGCAGCUCGGAGCAACAAGUUCAUCGCAACCGCGGUGUGCAGUAGCCUAUGCCGACGUUGGACUAGAGGUAACACAAACCGUACCUUCAACAGA
Messenger RNA from Aedes albopictus (Asian tiger mosquito), 1371 nucleotides. RefSeq lists its product as uncharacterized. Bases 473 to 1147 code for a protein of 224 amino acids. NCBI's taxonomy places the organism in Eukaryota, Metazoa, Arthropoda, Insecta, Diptera, Culicidae. The record is from RefSeq and is a predicted model, not a curated record. The transcript is spliced from 2 exons.